AUGGUGAAGCCAAUCACUGGCAUGCUCCGCAGGGGCCUUGUGCUGGAUCUUUCCGUUGCUUUCGGUCUCGGCACCGCAUCCGGAUAUCUCUGGUGGUACGGCUUCCACGUCCCAUCGGUCCGCAAGCGGGAUCUUUUCUACGCCAAGUUGGAGGACCAGAGAGCAGAGGCGCUGGGCCAGACGGGUUAG
Zasmidium cellare ATCC 36951 is the source of this 189-nucleotide messenger RNA. RefSeq lists its product as uncharacterized. The coding region runs from base 1 to 189 and encodes 62 amino acids. Gene Ontology annotation, biological process: mitochondrial electron transport, cytochrome c to oxygen. The record is from RefSeq and is a predicted model, not a curated record. Lineage: Eukaryota; Fungi; Ascomycota; Dothideomycetes; Mycosphaerellales; Mycosphaerellaceae. The transcript has 4 exons.